ACUUCUCCUAUCUACCUUCUUUCCUAUCACAUUUGACAACUCCUUUUUCUUCCACUUCACUUUCGCUGCAAUGACCACAACCGAAUUCCUCCACAGCGCUCUUCUCUUCCUCUCUCUCUGCACCUCCGCCACCGCCGCCACUACCACCACUCCGUCGAACCCCCUCCUCCCACACGACGCCUCAGCUCUCCUAUCAUUCAAAUCCAAAGCCGACUUAAACAACACCCUCCCCUUCAACCCCAACACCACCCUCACCUUCUGCCAAUGGCCGGGAAUCCAGUGCGCCAACGGCAGGGCCGUCCGAGUCGUCCUCGAAUCUCUGAGUCUAACCGGCGUGUUCGCCCCAAACACAUUGACUCGUCUCGACCAGCUCCGAGUCCUGAGCCUCCGCCUCAACUCGCUCACCGGUCCCCUGCCCGAUCUCUCCCCUCUCUCCAACCUAAAAUCCCUCUUCUUGGACCACAACUCGUACACUGGAAAUAUUCCUAAUUCGAUCUCGACCCUCCACCGUCUCCUAACCCUAGACUUGUCGUACAACAACCUCACCGGUCCCAUACCAGAUUCCGUAACGAACCUCGACCGGUUGUACUACUUGCGGCUCGAUUCGAACCGGCUCAACGGCUCCGUUCCUCCGCUGAACCAAUCUAGUCUCAAGAUCUUCAACGUCUCGAAGAAUGGUUUAACUGGGGCCGUGCCGGUGACCCCGACUCUGCUCCGGUUCACAACGUCGUCGUUUUCGUGGAACCCUGGACUCUGUGGGAAGAUUGUGGACAGAGAAUGCAGUUCAGGGAUGCCGUUUUUCGGUGCGCCGGAUAAGGCGGCGCCGCCUCCGCCGGCUGCUGCUGCGGGGAUUGGGCAGAACGAGCAGUUGCAAGGGGUUGAGUUGACCCGGCCGAGUCAGAAGAAGCACUGGAGGAGAACGGGCGUUGUUGUCGGGUUUUCGUCUGGGGUUUUUGUUAUUGUGGCUGUAAUCCUGUGCUUUGCAUUUGGGGUGAGGAAACAGAGAGGGAAGAAGGGCAAAGAUGUCUUUUUGCCGACGGAGGCCGCCGAUCCCGCGGCUGUCGCGGCCGUGAGGAGAAUGGAGGAAGAUCACGAGUUGGAGGAGAAGGUAAAGAGAGUGCAAGAAGGGAUGCAAGUUGUGAAGAGCGGGAGUCUGGUAUUCUGUGCGGGUGAGGCGCAGGUUUACACGAUGGACCAGCUGAUGAGGGGUUCGGCGGAGAUGCUGGGGAAGGGGACGAUGGGGACCACUUACAAGGCAGUGCUUGAUAACCGUCUGAUUGUCAGCGUGAAGCGCCUCGAUGCCGUUAAACUGGCUGGAGUAACCAAAGAGGUGUUCGAGCGGCACAUGGAAUCAGUUGGCGGAUUACGCCACCCGAAUCUGGUCCCACUCAGGGCUUACUUUCAGGCUAAAGAGGAAAGGCUUCUCGUAUACGAUUACCAGCCCAAUGGCAGCCUCUUCUCCCUCAUCCACGGUUCAAAAUCAACUAGAGCAAAGCCACUUCACUGGACAUCAUGCUUGAAAAUAGCAGAGGACGUAGCCCAAGGCCUCUCCUACAUCCACCAAGCGUGGCGGCUUGUCCACGGCAAUCUCAAAUCCUCUAACGUCCUCCUGGGCUCCGACUUCGAGGCUUGUCUAACUGACUACUGCCUUGCCGCCCUCCCCACCCCCACCUCCACCUCUGAUCCCAACACCAACAAUCACAGAGCCCCGGAGACUCAAAAUUCUACUCACCAAGCAACCCCCAAGUCCGAUGUCUACUCCUUUGGGGUUCUUAUGAUUGAGCUUCUAACGGGAAAGCCUCCGUUUGAGCACCCGAGUGUGAGGCCUAAUGAUAUGAACAGUUGGGUUAGGUCAACUAGGGAAGUUGUUGGUGGCGAUGGUAACGGAGGAUACGAAGAUCACAAGCGGUUGGGAAUGCUUGCGGAGGUGGCUAUAGCUUGUAGCGUGGCAUCACCUGAGCAGAGGCCGACGAUGUGGCAAGUGUUGAAGAUGAUUCAGGAAAUUAAAGAGGUAGUUGUUGUGGAGGAGGGUGAAUGUCAUGGCCCGGUUGUUGAGACGUCCUAAGCCGAGUAAAUAUUGGAUGCAACGUAGCACAUUGUCAUGUAUGGUGGUGUCCCUGGUCAAUAUGCCUAUUUCAACAAAUUUUGCUACCAAUACACAAACCAUAUGUGUGACCCUCAUCACACAUUCCAUGUGAUCAGAGUUGAUGUAAUUGUGUGUAGAGUUCGUUCUUUUUUCUUUUUUUUUUGAUGUUUCAAGGGUGGCUGAAACUCACUUGGGUCAUUUCGUUUUGAGGGUGGAUGAGAGUAACUUGACUCAUUUGUGACCAAGUGUGGCACAGAGGGUGAUAUUAAACUGAGAUAAACGAUGGAUGUAUAAAUCCUCAAUUGUAUCCCCAUUUUUAGUUGGAAGAUUGGGACCCAAUUAUUCAAUGGCGCAUUAGAUAAACGAAAUGGUUAUAUUAUUAUGAA
This is a messenger RNA of Rhododendron vialii, 2472 nucleotides long. RefSeq names its product probable inactive receptor kinase At5g67200. Gene Ontology annotation, biological process: protein phosphorylation. The record is from RefSeq and is a predicted model, not a curated record. The transcript is spliced from 3 exons. Gene Ontology annotation, molecular function: protein kinase activity; protein binding; ATP binding. NCBI's taxonomy places the organism in Eukaryota, Viridiplantae, Streptophyta, Magnoliopsida, Ericales, Ericaceae. The coding region runs from base 71 to 2065 and encodes 664 amino acids.